AUGUACAAGUGGGUCACAUUUGGUGCAAUGACAUUAUCAACUCUAUUAGUGAUGUUUGGAGCUUCUCCGAUCUUUGAAGUGAACGAAGAUUCAAUAGAAAUAACCCCAGAACCUCUUAAUACUUCAGAGAUACUUGACUUUAUUAAAAAAGAUGGUUCUUUUUAUAAUUCUAUGGAUGUGAGUAAAACUCAAGAUCUCAUUCAUGAGAUUGGAGAGGAUUCUGAACAAUCUCAAAUCGAACCAAUCGCUGUGCGGAAAGAAAAUGAAGAAACACUGGAAAUCAUAGAAAAAGAAGUUAUUCAAGAGGAAAACAGUGAUUUGAAAAAAGAUCAACUAUUUGAAAAUGAAAUGAAAAAGAGAGAAGUUGUGAUUGUUAAAAAUGAAAAAGGAGAUUAUGAACUUUUAGUCAUCAACUGUGUCGUUUCGCUCUUCAUCGCAGUGAUUGAAACUCACUUCACAAUCACAAUAUUCUUUUCGUAA
Molecule: messenger RNA, 480 nt
Organism: Entamoeba invadens IP1
Lineage: Eukaryota; Evosea; Mastigamoebida; Endamoebidae
Exons: 1
Coding region: 1-480 (159 amino acids)
Source: RefSeq, a predicted model, not a curated record